Molecule: messenger RNA, 947 nt
Organism: Colletes gigas
Lineage: Eukaryota; Metazoa; Arthropoda; Insecta; Hymenoptera; Colletidae
Gene: EMC7
Product: ER membrane protein complex subunit 7
Exons: 4
Coding region: 39-710 (223 amino acids)
Cellular component (GO): EMC complex
Molecular function (GO): carbohydrate binding
Source: RefSeq, a predicted model, not a curated record
AUGUUGAACAGUACAAAGUACAAUCCAGUAUAGUCAAUAUGACUAUGUACAAAACUGUUAUUUUUCUACUUUUGAUUAUUGUCAACGUCUCAAAUAAAUAUGUAACUGCUGAAAAUGACGAGGACAUAUCAACGGAACUAUACGUGAUCGAGGGAAAAGUUUUUCCAUGGGAAAAUGGUCCUUCGAAUGGAUGGCAGCUUAUGACACACGUCAUGGCUAACGGUGGAGAACAUUAUGGUUUCUUAAGGGAGGAUGGAACAUUUGUUAUUUCAAAUGUGCCAUCUGGAUCAUAUGUAAUUGAAAUUGUAAAUCCAAAUUCUGUGUAUGAACCAGUAAGAGUAGAAAUUAACUCAAAAGGGAAAUUCAGAGCACGAAAAGUGAAUUUAAUUCAAACAUCGCAAGUAAUACAGGUUCCAUACCCAUUAAAAAUGAGACCACUUACACCAUUCCGUUAUUUCCAAGUUAGAGAACAAUGGAAAGUGAUGGACUUUUUGUUUACCCCUAUGGUUCUAAUGAUGAUUCUACCAGUAUUAUUACUUAUGAUUAUUCCAAAAAUUAUGAAUAAUCCUGAAACUAGAAAGGAAAUGGAACAAUUUAACAAUCUAACUAAUUACAACUUACCAGAAAUGUCAGAAGUUAUAGCAACAUUUUUAUCUGGAGGGGAGAAACAAAAAACCAAAGCAGUGAAGGCUACAAAAAAAAGGCAGUGAUCUAAAACACAUUUCCACUUUUACUCUAGUCCUUUAAUUCUUAACUACACUUUAGAAAAAAGAAACAUCAAACUUUUCUCAACAAAAUUUAAACAAAUUUUCAUAUAGUUUUAUUACAUUCGAAAGAUUAAAAAAAGUAGCAGUAAAUCACUUAAAGUAUUAUUUAAUACAUAAUUAAAUAUAAUCCACUGAAAUCAUGUAAACCUAGCUUUCUAUUAUUUAUGUAACAGAAAUAUU